Molecule: messenger RNA, 5465 nt
Organism: Linum trigynum
Lineage: Eukaryota; Viridiplantae; Streptophyta; Magnoliopsida; Malpighiales; Linaceae
Source: the annotation of a GenBank genome assembly
UCACCGUGAUUACUCAAAAUUGAGUAAUCAUGAUAACGCAUUCCUCCAAACGACCCCACGUGAAACUGAAAAUAAACCCCAAUUAGAACCGGGAACACCAAAACGAUGGGUGCAUUUUAGAAUGUAACUAACAUAAUGGAGAAUCAAUUAAGAUGUAACUUGAGAAUCUGAAUUGCUAAACCGCCGAUCUUGUUAACUAUGUCGAAUCCGAAAUUUCCAUAUUGAUGAUGAAUAUGAAAUGAGCAAUCAAUAAUUAUGAAAUGAGCAAUCAAUAAUUAGUAACACACCCUCCUUGUGAUUACCGAUUCUAAUCAACUGUUACGUAGAAAAUACAAUAAUGUUUUAUUACAAAGUAAAUCACGACAAUGAACCUUAAACCAGCCAUCCGCCAACUGGACAACAUCCAUCACGAUGCGCGUACUUAUUUAUAAUAGAUUGGGCAAAGCGCACACACGCUAAUGGAUCGUCCUCUCCCAAGAACUUUGCUUCGAGUGAAUCAUUGAGAUAAUCAUUGCUAAAUGCUAAUGUUUUAGAUUAUAAAAUAAUAGUGCAAUGAUUCUAAUAAACUGGAUAAAUUUUAUUUGAUGAUACUAAUUACAAAACUAAUAACAUAGAUUUCAUUAAUCAUUAUUAUAACAAGGUUGUGACUAUCGUAUCAUCAAAUAUAUUUAACACAUUACCUUUGAUUUGUCAUCUUUCACUUCAUCGAUAUAACCAGUACCGAGUCGAAAGUUAGAUAAAUCUAAAGUGAAACUUAUGAUAUAAAGUAUAAACAUAUAUUUUAUUGUUACAAAUAAAUUACAUCAACCUAGAGGUUGUCAACCUGCGGAUCGACCCACUUUAACCUGACCCGGUUAGGCAUGGCAUUAUGAACCCGACCCGAUGGAUCGGACCCGGCCCAGCCCGUUUUGGGGCGGGUAUUACCCGACCCGUCUAUUAACGGGCCGGGGCAGCCCCGACCCGCCGACAGGCCAGGCCGGGCUUGGGUAUCAUCGUAGCCCCGCCCCGUCCCCGACCCGCCCCGCUUCUCCUUCCCUGCAACUUCCAGAAAGUGGACGAUCGAUUCAUCUUCUCCACCAUCCCUCCAACACCUCACGCCCUGCAACUUCCCAAGGCGAGCGAUUCAUCUUCUAUGCCCGUUGAAAGGAAGAGAGUGUCUCCCACUAUGAAUGCUAAUCUUUCCCAAAAAAAAGUGUCUCCCACUCUAACCCCUUCAUUACGAACGCUUACCUUCCCCAAGGAAGAGAGAGUCAUUCUCAUUCAUUACGAAUGCAAAUCCAAUUCCCAGCAGUCUCCCACUCGUAAUCCCUUCAGGUUCAUACUUAGAAUCUAUAAAUAGACAGUUGAUUCUUCUUCUCCAUACUCUAGAAUCCAGAGAGAGAGCACAAUCCAAACCCUAUUUCCAGAAUUGGUGCUUGCUGAUUUGAUCAUCUCUUCAACUCGAAAAGAACUCCUUUUGGGGCCUGGGCAGGUAUUUGAUUCCAUUCCACAUCGAUUUAGGUAUUUAAAUGAUUCCAUUCCCCUCUACAAUAAGCAGAUUUAACAGUAUCAAUGUUCUUUUUUGCAGCACAAUCCAUGGCUGAACAACGACAAGCUAGUGACGCUCCGCCAACUGCAAGCGCUGUUGUUGUCUCGAACCCAACAGCUUCUCCAACUCCAAACGUUGUUGAAGUUGCCCCUGGUGUUCAAAAUGCAGAUCAAGCAAAUCAACCAAAUGCAAAUCAGAUUAAUCAGCCGAAUCCAAAUGAUUCUGUUGAGGCUGUACAAGAAGAGGGGGCUGCCAAGGGUGGUAACAACAGAACUUUCUCUGAAUGGUGGGCACAUUAUGAUCGAUUAACAGUUGGGGGAGUGAAGAAGGCCAAGUGCAAAUACUGCAAGAGAUUGAUGAUGGGAGAGCCAAAGCACGGGACCAGUCACUUGAAAAAGCACUACAACAGAUGCCCUAAGAGGACUUGCACAGAUUUAAGGCAACAACUCCUGCAAGCCAACUUGGACAAGGACAAAAGGUUCCAACUCUCUCCUUUCAACUUUGAACAACAGAAUUCUCGACAAGAACUUGCAAGGGCAAUCAUCAAGCAUGGAUACUCUCUAUCCAUUGUUGAACAUGAAGGAUUUAGAAGCUUCUGCAACAGCUUGAAUCCUUGUUUUAAGAUGGUAUGCAGAAACACCAUUAAGAAGGAUUGUGUGAGCAUUUUUGACCAUGAAAAAAAAGCUACAAUGAAGUUGUUUGAAAAGAAUGAAGGGCGGGUGGCAGUGACCACAGACAUGUGGACAUCUACUCACCAGAAGAAGGGGUUUAUGGCUGUGACAGCCCAUUUUAUUGACAACAAUUGGAACUUACAAAGUCGGCUCAUCAGAUUCAUUUAUGUGCCUGCUCCGCAUACUAGUGAUGUUCUCUGUGAAUGCCUUCUGCAUUGUCUGAUGGAUUGGAAUAUUGACAGCAAACUAUCUGCUGUCACUGUGGAUAAUUGUUCCACUAAUGAUGCAAUGAUGACUUUGCUUAUGGAGAAGCUGCCAACAGAUUCAUGUAUGUUGGGUGGUAGUAUGCUCCACAUGCGCUGUUCUGCCCAUAUCCUGAAUCUAAUUGUGAAGGAAGGACUUAAAUCAAUUGGAGAUGCAAUUGAAAGGAUUCGCAACAGCUGUCAGUUCUGGUUGGCAACACCAAAAAGGUACGAAACUUUUGAGGAAACAGCUCGUCGAAAAAAACCUUAUAGUGGCAAGAAGCUAGUUCUUGAUUGUGAAACUCGAUGGAAUUCUACUUACUUGAUGCUUGAUACUGCAAUGGGAUACAAGGAUGUGUUUUUUCGCUUGAAAAAUCGUGAGGCAAAGUAUAAAAAUGUGCCUACUGAGCAAGACUGGGAAAUGACUAGUAUAAUAUGCAGCAAGUUGAAGAUUUUCUGGAACGCAACUAAUCUGUUUUCAAGCACUCAAUACCCUACUGCAAACCUGUUUUUCCCUGUCAUUUGUGAGAUUAAGUUGGCUUUAAACAAGUGGUCUGUUUGUGGAAUUGAGGUGAUUGAAUCCAUGUCAUCAGAUAUGAUAGACAAGUUUGACAAGUAUUGGUUGAGUGUGAAUGUUUUGAUGGGAGUAGCUGCUGUUCUUGAUCCAAGAUAUAAGAAUGAGGUGCUGCUGUGCUACUUUCCUAAAAUUUAUGGUAUGGAUAGUGAGGAUGAGAUAGAGAACAUACUUAGCUACUGCCGUCAUUUGCUUGCUGAGUAUGAGGAGAAAGAAAGAGAAGAGGAACAAGUGAAUGUUGCUAAUGGAGAUGGUGGAGAAGGAAAUGGUUCUGAAAAUUGUUUUGCUCUUGAGUUUCACUCAUACGCCUCCAGCAAGAAAAGGAAACGUCCUGUGAGAUCAGAGUUGGAUGCAUAUUUGGAAGAUGAUAUAAUUAGGAAUAUCCCUGAUUUUGAUGUCCUAUCUUGGUGGAAGUCCAAUAAGGGGAAGUAUCCUAUUCUGCACAAAGUUGCUUGAGAUAUUCUGUCUAUUCCUGCUUCAACAGUUGCUUCAGAAUCGGCCUUCAGUACAAGUGGAAGGAUCAUCAGUCCUCAACGUAGCAGACUUCACCCCAAGACUGUGGAAGCCUUAAUGUGUGCACAGAAUUGGCUGAAUUCUGAAGGUACAUGUUUUUUUUUUUAUUUCUUGCCACUAACUCUGUUCAUUUUUCUAUUAUGCAAUUCUGUUUUUCCAUUGACUUUUUAAGUUUUGAUACUUAUGUGUUGAAUGAUUGUGAAAAACAGUUGAUCCUUUGGAGGAUGAUGAGUGUGAUGAUUCAGAUGAUGAUGACAAGGUGGAAGAUAAAGCUUGAUGAUUGAAGAGGGCUGCUUGCUGGGAAUUGUUAAGCUGUUGUGGGAGAUUCAAGUUGCUGUGAUGUUCUUUGCUGCUUUUUGAAGAGUUCUUGUUGGAAUGUUAUGAUUUCUAUUUUAUUUUGUUUUGAAGAUUUCUGGGUUUGAACCUUAUAUUAAGUUUGAUGUUUUGUUGUUUCGGAAGACUUGGAUUUAUGCUUUUAAUUCGGUUGGAAUGGUUAAGCAGGCUAUUUUGUUCUUUUUUAUCAAUUAUUAGUUUGAGCACUUGUUUUGAAUUAUCACUGAACAGGGCGGGUCUGGGUUGGACCCGACCCGUGCGGGUUGGGGCGUGGGUCACCAUAAGCAGGCCCGUGGUGGGUUUUGGGGCGGGGCGGGCCAUGGAAAAAAAUGACGGGGUGGGGCUGGGUUGAGCAAUACCCGGCCCAUUUUGGCCCAUUGCCAUCCCUAGACCCGGUGAGAAAAAUGGGCCGCAAGUACUCGUCGGGUCGACCGCUACAAGGUAUCGGGUUAGAAGUCAAAUUGUGUCAUUUUUUCUUUGGUUUACGAAAUGCGCCUAUUUUUACGAUUUUUCUUUUCGCCUAACUCAAUCUUUGGAAUCCUUAGUUGAACAUUUGAAUAUAUUGAUGUUAUAUUUGAAUAUGUUGGAUCUAAGUACGACAUGUUACUUUGGUGUAAUGUUAUAUGUUAUUACUCAUAUGUUAGAUGAGAUUUGAUAUUAUUUAUUAGGAUAAGUAUAAUAUAAUCCAACGAUGGAUUCAGAUUUUCAUCAAAGAUACUUUAUGUUUAAUAAAAAAAUUUAACUGUUGUCUGAUAGUCACGAAUUCAAUAUUACCAUUACGAAAAUAAAAUUUCAAGCGAAUUUUUUGUCCAAAAUUUUGAUUUAAAGUUUGUCUAGUGACAACCCAUUGAUACACUUGGGUCCGCCCUUUUGAACCACAGUAGCAUAGGCGGGGCGUGAGUACUAUUUUCGCUCUACACUCUACUUCGCCCCGUCUCGUUUCAUUCAUGACCCGUUCUUUCUCGAUUAGUUGCAAGACUUCCUCUUUCAACUAAUUGAGCUCAAUUACUCAUUUUAUAUCUUUGUUUUUAUAUUUGUUAAGUGUUUUGUUUUAUCGUAAAUAGUUUAUGUUUCUACGUCUAUUUUUUUGCAAAUAACAUGCGAGAAUUAGGUCGACCUGCGUAACUCGCAUCUGAGCGACUAUUACCCAACUUGAUCCGCACUUAGUGUAGAGACUAGUAUGGUAUUGAGGUACCCACCUACCCCACCCGUUUGCCACACUAUACUUGGGGCCUUCACAUUUGGCGAAAAAUUAACAUCUAUUGUUGGAUUCACAUGAUAGUUUGGUAUCAACUUUCAAAGUUAGAUACUUACAAGUUGCCUAAUUUUGGCUAGUCGGAGAAUUACUUUUGCUUAUUAAACCAUAAUCUGACAACAUCCAUCCAACCACAGUGUCAAAGCUAAGCCCUAUUUUGUUCAGUCAUAGGAUACACCUAAAAUUUGGAGGAAAAUUAUUAACCCCGAAUAGGUGUAUGUGUAGGAUUUGAAUUCUAGACGUUUAUGUAAUACGAGAAGUUUUAUAGACAAUGUAUUUUUUUUACAAUUCGUUCCAUACAUGAAAAUAUGUCAUGGCUGUCUAUACAAAAUAAAUUUGUAUUAAUAGG